Ilyonectria robusta is the source of this 915-nucleotide messenger RNA. RefSeq names its product Alpha/Beta hydrolase protein. Bases 1 to 915 code for a protein of 304 amino acids. The record is from RefSeq and is a predicted model, not a curated record. Gene Ontology annotation, molecular function: catalytic activity. The transcript has 3 exons. NCBI's taxonomy places the organism in Eukaryota, Fungi, Ascomycota, Sordariomycetes, Hypocreales, Nectriaceae.
AUGGACCUCUCAAAGCUCACCAGAAAGACCCUCCAGGUCUCCCGCGGCUUCAGCUACACCUACUACACCUCCCCCGCCCAGGACUCCAAGCCAACUCUCAUCCUCUUCCACGGCUGGCCCGACACGGCGCGGCUCUGGGCCGGUCUCAUCAACGACUACCUCCUCCCGCUUGGCUAUGGCAUCGUCGCCCUAGACUGCCUUGGCUACGGUGGGACCUCCAAGCCCACCGACCUCAGCUCAUAUGCGUGGCAGCAUAUGACGGCCGAUGCUGUCGAAAUUCUCGACGCUGAGAAGCUAGCCACCCGACUGUAUAACUUGUACCCUUCGCGUGUAUCCGGGGUGAUCAUGGUGAACCUCGCCUACAUCCCUCCAACCGGGCAUUUCGACCUUGACGCGGUGAACAAGGUGACCAAAGAGGUGUACGGGUUCGAUGCCGCGGAUAUUAUGAACCAGAACCUCGAGUCCGUAUAUAGCGUGGCAUUUGGGGACCCCCACACCUGGCUCGAGAAUUCGACCAGCCCCGGCGGGAUGCGCAAGUUUGUCACUGAGGGCCGCAUGCAGCCGACCCUUCCGUACGCGACGCCCGAUCACAAGGCAGAUGUCAUGGACCGAUUUAGCAAAAAUGGUGGUUUUGACGUGCCGAGUGGUUGGUACAAAGCGUUAACGUUCGCUGUACAGAAUGAGGCAGAUAAACUGGUGGAUGAGGAGGCAAAGACGGUCAAAUUGCCCGUUUUCUACUGGGGCGGAGAGCAGGAUUUUGUGUGCAGGCCCGCCGCACUACAGCUGAGCGUUGAUGCAGGGUUGCUGCCGAAUGUCAAGAGUGUGACAAGGGAAGGGGCGCAUUGGGCACUCCUCGAGAAGCCGGUUGAGUUUGGUCAGGAUGUGUUGGGCUGGUUACAGGGAAUUUUUAGCUAG